AAACAAGCUGGCCUCAUCGCGUUCACUCGGCUCCUCAGAAUCUUCUUCCAUUUCCGUCUCUGACUCUCCUCUUCUACAUCUCUUGCUCUGAGUAGAAUUUUAUAAACUUCGAUCAGAUCGAUCUCUAAACAGGCAUACUUGUAUUUUCAUCCAUGACGCUUGGCUCAGGAGGAUCGAGUGUCGUGGUCCCUCGAAACUUCAGAUUGCUUGAGGAACUUGAACGUGGAGAGAAGGGUAUUGGAGAUGGCACUGUGAGCUAUGGAAUGGAUGAUGGAGAUGACAUUUACAUGCGCUCUUGGACAGGCACCAUAAUUGGUCCGCAUAACUCUGUUCAUGAAGGUCGCAUUUAUCAGUUGAAGUUAUUCUGUGACAAAGAUUAUCCAGAGAAGCCACCAAGUGUUCGGUUCCAUUCUCGAAUUAACAUGACCUGUGUCAACCAUGAAACUGGAGUGGUGGAAUCGAAGAAGUUUGGAAUUCUGGCAAAUUGGCAGCGAGAGUACACCAUGGAAGAUAUACUGACACAGUUGAAGAAGGAGAUGGCAGCCCCACAAAACCGUAAGCUGGUUCAGCCUCCUGAAGGGACUUAUUUCUAGUUUAAGGACUAUUAUAAGAUUUUAAUGGACGAUUUUGCAUUAUACUAUAUGCAUAUCCAUGGUUUGUAAUGCCGUGUUGAAACUCGAAACCAUAUGGAAGCUAAAAAUCUACAGGGGAAUGCCUCAACAAGCUCUCUCCCGUUAACCCCCUUCAUAGCUUCUCAAUCUUUGUUGUCCUCCUUGUCUUAUGUUAUUAAACUGUGCUGCGGGGAUGCUGCUGUUUGAUUAAUGGGACUCUUCUUCUGUGUCAAAUAUUGAAUAUAUUUAUCUUUUUAAUGGGCGUAUUAGUAUUAUUUUUGCA
This is a messenger RNA of Cornus florida, 894 nucleotides long. RefSeq names its product ubiquitin-conjugating enzyme E2 variant 1C. Gene Ontology annotation, biological process: DNA damage tolerance; protein K63-linked ubiquitination. Gene Ontology annotation, cellular component: nucleus. The record is from RefSeq and is a predicted model, not a curated record. The transcript has 4 exons. Lineage: Eukaryota; Viridiplantae; Streptophyta; Magnoliopsida; Cornales; Cornaceae. Bases 153 to 593 code for a protein of 146 amino acids.